CCUCGACCAGUCAGUUGGUCUGAUCUUCCAGACACUCAUGCACAAACCAGCAAUGUUGCUCACCAAGCAGUGCUGUCAGUUGGGCUGGUUUCAACUUUGACCAAUUUGACUUAUCCAUUGAUUAUUCCUGACCUAAUUCUAAACCAGAGCCAUCAACAAAAAAUACCUUUUCAUUCUCUGAUCAGUCACACACAGAAGACUGGUCACUUGAAAUCAAUGAAUCCAGCCAGUCAGUUUGAAAUGCCACCCAGGCCUCUGCAGGCCAGCAUCUCAAUAAAGGAAACCAUGGGAGCACCUGAGAUUCUUUUCAGAGAGUUUCAUAACAGAAUGGUGACACAGAGAAAGGCACUGACAGGGUCCUCGUAUAAAAAAAAGCUGCCUUUUCUUCUGAAAACUGGAAGCCCUGCUCAUUGGUACAAGGCAUUUAAUUCACGUGACCUUUUGUUGACAGCCAUACCUAACCCUGUGGGCACCCUACUGGUGUCCACCCCAACCACAGUGGGGGCAUCCACUCGACCUGGUGAUAACCUGUUGUUGUCCACUCCCCCAUCGGAGACUCUGCCAGUGUCCACUCCUCCCACAGGCUCUCUGCUACUGUCCACUCCUCCCGCAGAUACUCUGCCAGUGUCCACUCCCCCUGCGGACAUUCUGCCAGUGUCCACCCACUCUGCAAAGACUCUGACAGUGUCCAUUCCCCCUGUGGAGACUCUGCCAGUGUCCACUCCUCCCACAGACUCUCUGCCAGUGUCUACUUCCCCCGCAGAGAUUCUUCCAGUGUCCACUCCCCACACAGAGAUUCUGCCAGUGUCCACUCCCCCUGCAGACUCACUGCCAGUGUCCAUUCCUUCUGCAGACACUCUGCCAGUGUCCACUACCCAUGCAGAGACUCUUCCAGUAUCCACUCCUCCCACAGACUCUCUGCCAGUGUCCACUCCCCCAGCAGAGAUUCUGCCAGUGUCCACUCCCCGUGCAGACUCUCUGCCAGUGUCCACUCUCGCUGGAGAUACUCUGCCAAUGUCCACUCUUCCUGUCGACACUCUGUCAGUGUCCAUCCCCUUUGCAGAGACUCUUCCAGUGUCCAUCCCUCCUACAGACACUCUUCCAGUGUCCAUUCCCACUGCAGAAGCUCUGCCAGUAUCCAGUCCCCCCACAGAUGAUCUGACAGUGUCCACUCCCCCUGCGGACAGUCUGCCAGUGUCCACUCCCCCCGCAGAGAUUCUGCCAGUGUCCACUCCCCUCACAUUCGUUCUUCCAGUGUCCACUCCAGCAGAGACUCUGCACAUGUCCACUUUCCCUGCAGAGGCUCUGCCAGUAUCCAAUCCCCCCACAGGUGAUCUGCCAGUGUCCACUCCUCCCACAGACUCUCUGCCAGUGUCCACUCCUCCUGCAGAAACUCUGCCAGUGUCCACUCCCCUUGCCGAGACUCUGCCAGUGUCCAUUCUCUCAGCGGAGAGUCUGCCAGGGUCUACCCUCUCAGUGGAGACUCUGCCAGUGUCUACUUCCCCUACAGACACUUUGCCAGUGUCCAAUCCCUCAACAGACAUUCUGCCAACAGCAAUUCUCCCCAAUGAGACCGUAUUAGCAUCCACCUCUUCUCCAAAGAUACUCCUGGCAUCUUUCUCCUUUGUGGCCAACAGUGCAGCAACCAUCCAGUCAAUAAUUUCUCCAUUUACUUUGACGACACGCAACAAUCCUGUGACAAUUAAUCCCUUAUAUAAUGUGCCUUUGAUUUCUCCCACUCAGUCAGUGUUGCCUGACAACCUUCCUGUGGAACUGUUUUGUGACUUUGAACAUGGUCUGUGUGAUUGGGAACAAUCCACAACAGAUGAUUUUGAUUGGGUGCUUCAUCGGUACCAAACAUUCUCAAGAGAAACAGGACCAAAACGUGACCAUACGAAAGGCCAGUGCAAACGCCAAGGAGGUCAUUAUCUGUACCUGAAAGGUUCAUAUUCUCAGCUGAGUGGGGAACAGGCAGCACUCAUCAGCCCUCCACUGAGAGAACAGAAGUGCCUGACCUUCUGGUACAAUAUGUUUGGGAAACACAUGGGUUCCUUAAAUGUAUUCCUGAAAUAUGAACACACGACUUCCUGGCACAAGCUGUGGUCUGUCUCUGGAAACCAAGGUCGGAAAUGGCUAAAUGCUGAGAUUGAUAUUUUCACUAAUGGAGACAAGUUCCGAGUGAUUAUCGAAGGUGUGCUGGGACCAAGCUAUCAGAGCGAUGCUGCAAUUGAUGACGUACAGAUCUACAGAAAUAACUGUGACUCAAGCUGGAAGCACUGGAACCCAACCUGCAAUCGAGGCCUGAAGAAAAGGAACAAAUCGCAUUUGGGUUAGAGUGUUGUGACAGCAAAUUGCUUCUCUCCAGUCCGACAAGGGGUGUGUUGACUGCCGAGGGCAGUGUUCUUGGAUUGGCAAUUCUACACACCAAGAGAUUAAGCGAUGUGUUGUAUUCAGGAGAGGACCCUGCCAGGGAGUAUUAAAGACAUGAAGUGUCACCUUGAGAGAUUGGAGCUUUUUUCAACAACUAACUUUCUUGCCAAAACUUCUUUCUUCUGAGAUUAUAUAGUCAGGA
Molecule: messenger RNA, 2572 nt
Organism: Chiloscyllium plagiosum (whitespotted bambooshark)
Lineage: Eukaryota; Metazoa; Chordata; Chondrichthyes; Orectolobiformes; Hemiscylliidae
Source: RefSeq, a predicted model, not a curated record